GUCUAUGAUUCACCAACUAGUUUCAUACCUUUAAAUACACAUGUAGAAAACAAGAAACUCAUCAUCCUAAACCUCAUCGACCUGCUCAUCGAUAUCCAUCGAUCUUCUGAUUAAGUAGUUACUUAUACAACAAGUGAAAGAAAUCGUUUUCAGCUAGCUCGAUCAAUUACCAAAGAUGAAGGCUUCAUUUCAGGUUCAGCUUGGAGGACAAGUUAUUAGUUUCCCAGUCAAUUCAGCAGCAGCCGCAGCAGCAACAUCAUGCACAUUUCAGAGGUCUCCAAUUAAUGCAAAGAGACUCCUACUACCUGCUCAGCAUCAUGUUCCCUCAUCUGAUCAUCGUCGCGAUCAAACUAGCCCUUCAAAACGGACACAAAUGAAACUGGGGCCUAAAAUUAGUGAGGCAGUGAAGGGAAAGUUGAGACUUGGGGCUAAGAUUCUUAAAGCAGGUGGAACAAUGGGGAAGGUGUUCAAGCAUUUGUUUAGCAAUAAUGCUGAAGCAGCAGGAGAGAAGCUUUUGAAGACUUCCCACUGUUUUCUAUCAACCACAGCAGGUCCUAUUGCAGGCCUCCUCUUCAUCUCCACACACAAGAUUGCCUUCUGCAGUGACAAGCCAAUCAAACUAUCAUCAUCUCCAAAUCCAAACGGAGAACUCAUCAGAGUCCACUACAAGGUUGUGAUCCCACUCAAUAAGAUAAACAGAGUAAACCAAAGUGAGGACGUGAAGAAGCCCUCGCAGAAGUACAUAGAAAUAGUUACUGUGGAUAAUUUUGACUUCUGGUUCAUGGGUUUCUUCAAUUACCAGAAAGCUCACAAAUAUCUCCAACAGGCAUUAAUUUCUCAGGCAUAGUUAAGAACUUAAGAGCCACAACUGCUUGUUGUUAAUUUGGAGAUUUGUUCUGCUUGUUCUCUAUCUUCAUCAGCAGGAUCAGGCCAUGUGAUUAGACAAUUACAGAGUGAGAUAAUUUGUAAAUCAGUUACCUUUUCUAAUGACUGAAUGAGAAAAUCAUCAAGUUUGUAAUGAAACAUUUUGUUUUAUCGU
Messenger RNA from Fragaria vesca subsp. vesca, 1039 nucleotides. Its product is annotated as GEM-like protein 4-like. Bases 176 to 847 code for a protein of 223 amino acids. NCBI's taxonomy places the organism in Eukaryota, Viridiplantae, Streptophyta, Magnoliopsida, Rosales, Rosaceae. The transcript has 2 exons. The record is from RefSeq and is a predicted model, not a curated record.